Messenger RNA from Pestalotiopsis fici W106-1, 1761 nucleotides. RefSeq lists its product as uncharacterized. The transcript has 4 exons. Gene Ontology annotation, molecular function: amino acid transmembrane transporter activity. NCBI's taxonomy places the organism in Eukaryota, Fungi, Ascomycota, Sordariomycetes, Amphisphaeriales, Sporocadaceae. Gene Ontology annotation, biological process: amino acid transmembrane transport. The coding region runs from base 1 to 1761 and encodes 586 amino acids. The record is from RefSeq and is a predicted model, not a curated record. Gene Ontology annotation, cellular component: endoplasmic reticulum.
AUGGCCAAGGCCAGGACACCGGGCGCUCUUCGCAGAGAGCAGGGCAGCCAGAAUACCAACACCAGCAGCAAUAAUGCUUUAAUAUCACAAAACGAAGAGGAGCAGGGACUCCUCUCCUUCUCAACCGACCACGACGGCGACGAGGCCGGCCAUGAACAGGACGACCUGCUCGUCCAGCACGCGGCGGGCGAGCCGCAUUCGGCGCUUGCGAAAAGCAAUGGCAACGGCACGCCGCGGACCCCAAGGACGCCGAAUCGAGUACGAUUUGAUCUGACGCCGACCAACAUACCACCCCCGGCCAAUGGACACGGCGGGCGCCGACGCAGCGAAGAGGAAGGAGACGGCGGCCGCGGCGACGACGACAUGGAGCUGGGCGAGCACGACCCCCUCGAUGAUGGCGGGAGCUUCUACAGCCCGGCUAGCGGGCGCGACACGUCCCGGCUGCCGCUGCUGACGGACAUUGAGGCGCCCUCGGUGACGGUCGCCAAUAGCUGGGGCACCGAGGACGACGUACACUCGUGGCACGCGGCCGAGCAGUCGCGGCCCAAGUCGGGCAUGCGCUCGGCCUUUAUGAACAUGGCCAACAGCAUCAUUGGGGCGGGCAUCAUUGGGCAGCCGUACGCUUUCCGGAACGCGGGACUCCUCGCGGGCAUCGUGCUGCUCGUCGGCCUGACCAUCGUCGUCGACUGGACCAUUCGCCUGAUUGUCGUCAACAGCAAGCUGAGCGGCGCCAACAGCUUCCAGGGCACCGUCGAGCACUGCUUUGGCCGCUCCGGCCUCAUUGCCAUCUCCAUUGCCCAGUGGGCUUUUGCCUUUGGCGGCAUGGUGGCUUUCGGUGUCGUCGUGGGCGACAGCAUACCCCACGUGCUCGAGGCCGUCUUCCCUGGCCUCCGUACCUGGCCGGUGCUGGGCCUGCUCGCGGAUCGAAGGGUUGUCAUAGCUGUUUUUAUCAUGGGGGUCAGCUAUCCCCUAACGUUAUAUAGAGAUAUCGCAAAGUUGGCGAAAGCGAGCACAUUCGCCUUGAUCAGCAUGUUGAUCAUCUUGGUUACAGUCGUCGUGCAAGGAGCACUCGUGCCGUCAGAGGACAGAGGUUCAUUCAGCACGCCUCUUUUGACAGUCAAUGGUGGCAUAUUCCAGGCCAUUGGUGUCAUAUCAUUUGCAUUUGUCUGUCACCACAACUCACUUCUCAUUUAUGGAUCCCUAAAGACUCCUACGAUUGACCGCUUUGCUCGUGUGACGCACUACAGCGCUGGCGUAUCAAUGGCAGCGUGUAUGCUCGUCGCACUGGUGGGCUUUCUCACUUUUGGCGACAAGACGCAGGGCAACGUGCUCAACAACUUUGCUUCCGACAACUCCAUGGUCAACAUUGCCCGCCUCUGCUUUGGUCUCAACAUGUUGACGACGCUGCCCCUCGAGGCUUUCGUGUGCCGCGAGGUCAUGCUCAACUACUGGUUCCCCGGCGAGCCCUUCAACAUGAACCUGCACCUUAUUUUCAGUUCCGCGCUCGUGGUCAGCGCCAUGACCAUUAGUCUUAUUACCUGCGACCUGGGUGUCGUCUUUGAGCUCGUCGGCGCCACGAGUGCUUGUGCUCUUGCGUAUAUCCUACCACCGCUCUGCUACAUCAAGCUGAGCAGUCGAAGCUGGAAGACGUACGUUGCGUGGGUGGUGGUAGUUUUUGGAUGCGUGGUCAUGGCAAUCAGUCUUUUCCAAGCCGUGGGCAAGAUGAUAACUGGCGGCGGAGAUCCCGUCAAGUGCAUGUAA